Molecule: messenger RNA, 943 nt
Organism: Danio rerio (zebrafish)
Lineage: Eukaryota; Metazoa; Chordata; Actinopteri; Cypriniformes; Danionidae
Gene: hspb1
Product: heat shock protein family B (small) member 1
Cellular component (GO): spindle; nucleus; cytoplasm
Source: RefSeq, marked validated
AAUCAGAACACACACACACACUCUGAACCGAGCCGAAAAACAACUCUUCAAAACUUCUGCAGCAAUGGCCGAGAGACGCAUCCCAUUCUCCUUCAUGCGCAGCCCGUCCUGGGACCCGUUUCGGGACUGGUAUCAGGGCAGCAGACUGUUCGAUCAGUCUUUCGGGAUGCCUGCUUUAUCUGAGGAGAUGUUGACGUUUCCCAGCACGCACUGGCCAGGGUAUAUGCGACCAUUCGGACACCCCGAAUUUGCUUCUUUAAUGCAGGGCCCACCUGUGAUGCCUCCUAUGAUGACCCCGAGUUACGGACGAGCCCUUUCUAGACAGCUGAGCUCUGGGAUGUCGGAGGUCAAGCAGACCGGAGACUCUUGGAAGAUCAGCCUAGAUGUCAAUCACUUUUCCCCCGAGGAGCUGAACGUUAAAACCAAAGACGGGGUGCUGGAGAUCACUGGCAAACAUGAGGAGAGAAAGGAUGAACACGGCUUCAUUUCCAGAUGCUUCACCAGGAAAUACACUCUGCCCCCUGGUGUGGACUCUGAGAAGAUCAGCUCCUGUCUUUCUCCUGAAGGAGUCCUGACUGUUGAAGCUCCGCUUCCCAAACCUGCCAUCCAGGCCCCAGAAGUUAACAUCCCUGUCAACAAAACCACCGUCAGCACCACAAAAUAAACCCUGAGCGCACGCGCGCACUGACACACACAUACACACACAUUACUCUUGAUUUCUUCAAGAUGUUAACUCUUGAUGUUAAUGUCUUCUGGGUGUUUGUUAACUGUAUGAGAGGCUGGAUUGCCAUGUUGUAUUCUCAUCUCACUUUUAUGUCACUCUUUUAUCAUUAUCUUGUUUCUUAUCCUCCUCUCUUUUAUUUCUAAAUAAAAAAAAAUCACAUUUAGGUACUCAACAGUGUCUUAAAAUCAUUCUUGAUCAUUAAAGAAUAGGCAAACAUGA